AAGCUCGACGCAGCAGAAAGCAGUCGAGGGCGGAGAGCGAGCAAGUGUACAUUCUGUGUAGGAGUGAAGUGUCAAACGGAGUGCGCUUUGUGAUUACGCUAGCAAUGGGUAUAGCAAGGUUCCGGUGGCUGCUGCCGCUGCUGUCGGCCCUGGCGCUGGCGUCUGCAGAGGACAGCGUGCUGCUCUACAGCAAGUUCGGCCUGCAGAUGGUCACCUCGUCCACCCUGCACUGGAUCCCUGCCACCGGCUCGAAGAUGCCCAACUACACCAUCAGCGCAGAGAACAGCCCCGUAGUCCACCCCGGGCAGGAGCAGCAGCACGGCGGCGCGGGCCGCGUGUGCCGGGCCAACGUGAACGGCGUGUGGGUGUGCGGCGAGGCGGCUGGCGGGCGCUGCCGCGUCUCGCUGCUGGGCGAGGUGCGCCAGGAGGCGCGCCACCAGCUGCUGCAGGCGGUGGGCGGCGGCGCGCGGCUCGUGUGGCGGCCCUGGAACAAGUUCACCGUGCCGCCCCCCGCCGGCACCGUCGCCGCCGCCCCCGACACCUACGUGGCGCGCGCCCCGCCGCACGGCGACGACCGCGCGCUGCUCGGCAAGGCCGCCGUCUCCGGCAUCAGCGGCCGCAUCACCGUCGUGGGCACGGACGGCGAGGAACGCGAAUACGCGGAAGGCGACGUGCUGGUGGAGCUGGAGCCGGUCAGCUACGAGCUGAGCAACGUGAAGCUGCAGCUGCGACGGCGACGCUUCCCCAAGCGCGAGGUGCGCGUGCUGGCGAACUCCGUGCUGCGCAACGGCGCCGGCACCGUGCGCAUGCGCGUCGACUCGGAGCUGGCCUACCAGUACGAGCACACGCGCUACUGGGGGCAGGGCCGCGGCAUCAUCAAGGGCCUCGAAACCACCGUCCGCGCCGAGGACGGCUCCGUCAUCGACAACAUCCGAUGGGGACUUAACGACCCCGUCUCCAUGCCGAAGCUAUUCACCGCCGAGUACGAGCUGGAGCCGGGCACGGCCGUGAACGUGACGCUGCUGGGCAACCUGACGGAGGAGGAGACGCCGUACGAGGCGACGCUGGUGGCGUCGUACAGCGACGGCGAGACGCUGGCGCGGCCUCUGCAGGGCGUGCUGAGCGACGUCGAGCUGCGCGACGUGCGCGCGGAGUUCAGCGACGUCUACUUCCUGGCCAACAACAGCUUGGUGCCCACCACCACCACGACCACCACCAGCACCACCACGACCACCACAACCACCACGACGACGACCCCGGCGCCGGAGAAGAAGGGCAAGAAGCCCAAGCCGGACGAUCCGGAGGGCUCCGCGGACAACGAAGUGGCCAAGUGGCCUUCGGACGAGGGAACCGCCGGAGGCGCGCAGUCGUCGCUCAAGAAAGAGGAGGACCCCGAGGGCGCCAAGAAGGGACGCGGCGCAGAGGGAACCUCCAACGGUGAUGGAGGCAGCGCCGCCGGGUCGUCCGCCGCCAGCGUCGUCUUGGUCGUCGCGACGGCAGCCGCCGCCCUGCAGCGAGUAGCGACAUAGGCGCCUCUCCAGGACGCUCGCCUCCACUCGCACCUCUCUCUCUCUCUCUCUCUCUCUCUCUCUCUCUCUUCCCUUUUCUCCGACACUUUCCUUCCCUUCCGACGUACCUGCCGCCGGCGGUGUGCAGGCGCGCCCUCGAGCGAUAGGCUUACUCGGGUCGAUACAUUCCCGGCGGCUGGGCGUCCGCUGCCGCCCGCGUCCUCUCGUCUCUUCAGUGAUCCCAGACCGGCCCCGUUCUCUAAGCCUCACCAGAAUACCUGUGUCGCCACUCAUACACGUGCGCUGUGCGACUACAAUCACCUCUAGUGACGCGUCUGCCUUUCCUUCUACUGUCCUAGGGGCCUCAAAACUUUUCGAGCUCGCUCCGCAACUUCGCGGCAUGUCGUCUCUACACCUUAACGAGGUGCUUCUUGCCUCCCACGUGUAUCCCCUACGCCGGCAUCUGCGCCUCCAAAGGUAUAAAUCAAUGACGCGGGGAUUUCUGCUGCGUCACACGUCCGCGGAAUCAAUACUUGUCCUCGUUUCCGCCGGUGGCGCCUUCAAAUAGUUUCGCUGCGGAAAACAUUUUCGGAGACACAGCUCAGGAAACGAAUACAUAAAAAAUUUGAGCUAGUCUAAUUCAGCGCCUUACGUAGUGCACGGGGCUGAAAAUUCGGGGUUCCACACUAAACUAGUAACAAAAGUAGAGGCGGUAAAAUUUCGCUUAUCAUCAAAAGCAAACAAAAGUUUCGAGUGGAUUCGGAACAACGCGAAUAUUUAUUGCGGAGUAUAAAAAAGCAAAUCUGGGAUGCAGAUGACGCGGGUCGAAUUGAGAGGAGUGCAUUUCGCUACUUGAUGUUGUUGUCCUCCAUUCACCCAGAUUGUAAUAUAAUUACAUUGUGUACAUAGCUUGUGUAAAUAAAUAUAUAGAAUAAGCUGAAGACUGUAGGCAGGGAGUGGACAGCGAGGAGCGUGCAUGCAGUGCGUGUUCUCUUGCAGGUGCACCACUGUACGAGCCGGGAGGCUCGACGCCUCUAAAGCCUUUUCGCGAAAACUCUGAAUUCGACGUGUAGGUAACGUGGGAGUUACUAUUCUAUGCUAUACAAGCGAAAUACAAUCGCAUAUUCUUGCCAAGAGUGUAGCUGGCCAGAUACUCGAGCACAGUGAUCGUCUUUAAAAUUAUACGAGACUCUCCACCUGCCCCACCUCCUUCUCUUGCGCCCACAAACGGUUACAUUGGCAUACUUCCAUGCUUAUAAUGCUAUAUUACCCACUAAUCACUCUCGUUGGUCUGAAAGCGGCCUAACGCAUCCAAACAAACUAUAAAUCGUGGUGAUGAAUCCGUCUUGGCUUAUCCUGCAUUUAUUUAUUAUAUCUGCUGUGUUGUUGCUUAUAGUAAGUAAAGGAACGUUCUGCAGAACAGCAAACUCUGUCUAUACCUGUUAUGUGCUUAACUAUUACAAUAUUCGAAAAUAGUCUGGUUGAUAACGUACCUGUAAUAUGCUUCGAGAAACUGAGUCACGUCUACACAAAUCUGUCAGUGCUGCGAGAAAGACCCGCCUGGAGAGAAGCUGUCCAACAUUAAAUGCUGUAUUGUAAACGUCUGUGUGCAAGGCCAGGCUGUCCAGUAAUUGUGUGAUAUAUUUUGUACUGCAAAGUUGGUUAAGGGACGCUCGUAUGAUAAGUAUCCUCUAAGGAGAUCAGUUAAAUGAAUAGGAGUCUCUCCAAUUGAUAAAAUUUCGAAACAUAUUUUAUGAUACAUGUUUAUAUUUUCAAGAACAACAAAUAAUUUCAGUGAUGUGCAUCUAUUGCAGUGCUGUAGUACAAAACAUUCUAACCUUUAUUUUGUGAAUAGGUAUGUAGUCCAUGUUCCUAUGUAUUGAAAUAUCUGUAUCAAGAAAUAGUAUACAAAUUCCUAGAGAUGCAGCUUUUUGGCAUGUGCCGCCAUUUUCACUGUUAACUGUAAUUUGCUACUCCUUCAGUUGCAUCUCUCAUGUUGACAUUUUUUCUGAACAUUAUAAAGAAAAUAUUCUUAAGUCAUUGUGAUGUUCCAAAUUUCCAAAUAAGUACAUGUUACAAAAAAAUAAGAUUUGGCCAGUUGAAAUUAUGUCUAUAACAAAAUUGUAAUAUUUAUCCAAACUGCCAUGAUAAACUAUAAAUAUAAUUAUGUGGA
This is a messenger RNA of Schistocerca americana (American grasshopper), 3681 nucleotides long. RefSeq names its product protein unzipped (gene uzip). Bases 105 to 1529 code for a protein of 474 amino acids. The transcript is spliced from 5 exons. NCBI's taxonomy places the organism in Eukaryota, Metazoa, Arthropoda, Insecta, Orthoptera, Acrididae. The record is from RefSeq and is a predicted model, not a curated record.